Schizosaccharomyces japonicus yFS275 is the source of this 666-nucleotide messenger RNA. RefSeq names its product meiotically upregulated Mug66. Gene Ontology annotation, biological process: macroautophagy; autophagosome assembly; autophagy. Bases 112 to 666 code for a protein of 184 amino acids. The record is from RefSeq and is a predicted model, not a curated record. The transcript has 2 exons. NCBI's taxonomy places the organism in Eukaryota, Fungi, Ascomycota, Schizosaccharomycetes, Schizosaccharomycetales, Schizosaccharomycetaceae. Gene Ontology annotation, cellular component: Atg1/ULK1 kinase complex; phagophore assembly site.
AAGUUCUCCGGGUUCACCGACAACCUGAGACUGCAUGUAUCAAAAUAUAGCUCGCAGUGAAGCACAGCAAUUCUCCCUUACUUUAUCACUUGUUACGAAUUCUAGCAGAGGAUGACAACACCCCUUACGCUAGACGUUAAUCUUUCGUCUGCUGUUGCAAUCGAAGCGACGAAAGCUUUACUUCAUGCUAUUCUAUUUCAUCGCUUGCUGGGUUCUAUUCGACCGCAAACGAUCGAUUGUUUAAAUGUUACAGUUCCAAUUUUGGAUGAUGAGGAACUGGACCAGCAAUUGCUAGCGAAAGCUACCGACUUCGUCGACUCCUUGAAAAGAGACACUUCAAAGGGGAACCAGGUUAUUCUUCUAUUCUACGAGCGACCUCCGAAGAAGACUUGGUUCAGUCGGCACACGACUGAACCUUGGGAGCAAUGGGUUAUCAGCGUCAAUGUCAUUGACGAGGAUCCUCCGUAUGCACAGUCUUCUGAAAGUCUUCAACAGGCCUUAGAGAAACUUGUGCUACUUGUAAAUUCGCGGGUGUGUUCUUACCUUCCCCCAGUUGUAUCUGAAAACGGUCAGUAUCCAUACGAAAUAGUUGUGAACUCUGCGUCCGAAGGCUGGGGAACACUUUUAAAACGAAUGUUGAUUGAAAAUGUCUCUAGCGGUGAAUAG